This is a messenger RNA of Zingiber officinale, 1712 nucleotides long. RefSeq names its product AT-hook motif nuclear-localized protein 17-like. Gene Ontology annotation, cellular component: nucleus. The transcript has 2 exons. Gene Ontology annotation, molecular function: minor groove of adenine-thymine-rich DNA binding; DNA-binding transcription factor activity. Lineage: Eukaryota; Viridiplantae; Streptophyta; Magnoliopsida; Zingiberales; Zingiberaceae. The coding region runs from base 587 to 1495 and encodes 302 amino acids. The record is from RefSeq and is a predicted model, not a curated record.
CGCUUAUAAUCAGAUUUAAGUGAAGUCUGUGAUAAUUGUGCCUGUUACGUUUCAAAUAAAACUUUCGGUCUCAUAAUAUUAGGGAAUACCUGACCAUUAAUCUCAAGUUGUUUUCCGAUUGCUGGUGUGUGAUCUUGAAGUGGAGCUUUAUGCAGAAGGGUCUUUGAAGUUUGGCAUCAAUAGAGUUGAAUUCAAUGAAUGAGGUAUAACUUUGAAAAUGGAUUCUUUAUUUCAUAGAGUUUUGUGAUCCCAAACAAGAACUGGCAGACAUACAUAGACCAUAGUGUGCGUUCUUGAUCGUUAACAAUCUUGAGACCCAUGAUGAGAAGUAGAUAACGUAGGGGUUCUUGAUUGUGGACCUGGCAUUCACAAUAAUAUUGUAAAUUAUAGUAAAAUCGAAUGCACACUUGUUUGAUCUUUUUUAAUGUAAAAGAGUGUCGUUCUUUCAUCUUUGUCUUAUCCAUUUCACCACGCUAUCUUUCCAUAAGAGUCCGAAUCCCAUUGGCCGACCUCGACUACACGACCGAACCCUACUCACCUCCUUAUCCUGCACCGUCACCUCGUGAUCCGUGCAUACCACAUCACGAUGGAUCAUAUUCAUCGGCACAGUCACUCUCUUCGCCGGUCCGACUUGCCCAUGGCCGGUUCAGCGCGCGCUCCCGGCGUCAUGAUCGGCCUCUCCCAGUCCGCCUCCGACGGCGACGACGACGAUGUCACGUCAUGGCCGCGGGCGGUGGCCCCGGACGAGACCUCCCCCGGGUCGUCCGCCGUUCGGAAGCCCCGAGGUCGCCCUCCGGGCUCAAAGAAUAAGCCCAAGCAGCCGGUGGUGGUCUCCAGGAGCAGAGCGUCGCCCUUGCACCCCGUGGUCCUCCAGUUCGACGGCGGCUUCGACAUCGUCUCCGGCUUGUCCGAUUACGUCCGCCGCAACCGCGUGGGCGUCUCCGUCCUCAGCGCCUCCGGCGUCGUGUCCGGCGUCUCGCUGCGCCAUGCUUCGGUAGCGGUAGCCCACGGCCUCCAGGCCGUCUUCACCCUGCAGGGGCGCUUCGACAUACUCUCCUUCUCCGGCACGCUGUUCCCUCCGUCGGCCACGGCAUUCCCUCCAGGGCAUUUCUUCUCCGGCACGCUAUUCCCUCCGGGAGUGCCGCAGCCUCCGCCGCUGACGGUUUCGCUGGCAAGUUCUCGCGGGCAGGUGAUCGCCGGGGCCGUGAUGGGAUCGAUGUCGGCGGCGGGACCCGUACUCAUUAUGGCUGCCACAUUCUCCAACCCGGAGUUCCUCCGGCUCCCGAUCUCCGACGACGACAACGAGGCGGCAGUCGUGGACGACGACGACAGCGGCGCAGAUCCGGUGACUCCCCUGGCAACGUCUUUACCCUCCAACCUCACCGAUCUCAACGCCUUACCCGUACGGCCAUCUCGCAACAGCAUCGUCUUCCUGGCUCAACCCUCCUCCGUCCGGCCUCCGCCGCACGCCCACCCUCCGCCGCCCCAUUAUUAACUCCAUCAGAUAUCACCACCGGCUGUAAAAAUAGAACGACUCCUCUCCUUAAUUUCUUGGGAACAACUGCCGUUUCCCAAGAUUUUGUUUCUUUCUUCAGUUCAUUCUUUUCCUCUUUCUCAUGCAGCAAAUGAAUGCAUGACCAGCUUCUUACGUUGUGGAUAUAAUUGCAUGCAGGCAGGCAAACCAUUGUGAUCCCUAUUGUUUUGGGUUGACA